GUGCGAGACAGCCAUGGCCUGACUGCCGCUGUUCAUCGAGUUGACGCUUUUUCGCCAUUCUUCCCUUACGACACCUUCCAGGAUCUCUGCCCUCUCCAUGCCACUGUACUGUACUGUACUUGAAAGUGACCCUCCAAGAAAGUGAACAUUCAAGUGGGAGAGAAAGGAGGGGGAGAGAGCGUGUAUUUUUUUUCUUUUUCAAUUUUUCAAUUUUUUUCAAAGGGAGAAUCUUCUUUCAUCUUUAUCGGCGAUGGCUUACUGUUUCUGUCGCUUUUAGCGAAGUCGGGCACGGGUUAUCAAGAGAUGGAGAGAUGGUAUGGUAGCCGACAGACACCAUCCGCUGCUGUGGGAGCGUGUGGCCAUUGUGCUGAGAGGUGGUAACUUGAGAGUGUCGGGCUCCGGGCACGGUAGGCCAACUGCGGGCUGGGGGUAGGCAGCGACAUGCUUGGGAUUUCGGGCUACUUUGGGCCAAAAGGUCAACUGUGGUUACCACUAUUCAGGCGCACCCUGUGCCCGUGGGCUGCCAUUUGGGGUGUCAAUGGUGACCACCACCACCAUCACCCUUUAUAGCGUCCCGCCCGGUUUUUCAAUCCUCCCCUCUCUCCCUCCUACCACCCUCCCCACCAAACUCUUCCCUCCUCUCCCUCCACUCUUGCUUGCCGUCCUUGAAAGCGCGAGUUGUCUCGAGUCGAGUCUGGUUGCCUCCAGGCUUGAUUCAUUUCCCCACCUUGCCCAUCAUCCUCCCCUCUCGAUACCGUUUUCAACUUGCUCCGCUCUUCUCGCCCCUCGCUCUUUAAAACGUUCCCUUCCAUCCUCUCUUCCCUUCCUUCUCUGUCAGAAAAAAAAAACAACACCCCACCACACACAUACACACACACACACAUACACACACACUCACCACACUCUGGUAGAUAGUUGCUGUCCAUCACGAUAGCGACUUGACUCGGAAUAAAUACCAACUUCUAUUCCGAUUGAAGGGAUAGUGAGAUAUAACGCGCUCUCUCGAUAACUUGUUUCUUAUUUACCAAACCGAAAUGGCUAGAUCUGGUAAGGAAAAAGCCAUCGCGCCGGCCUCCAUCGAUGUGGAUGAGCUCGUUCGCCUACGCGAUUCGGUAAGCCUUUCCUCCUCUUUAUUUGUUAAGCAUUUGUGUUCAUUUCACCCACUUCCAUUCCCUAUAUCCCAUCAAUACCUCAUCACCCAUCUUCCCUUUUGCUGGCGCAGGAGUGGAAAUGUUCCUUGCUGCGCCUUGAGCCGCAUCUCAUCCUGGAAUCCUUUUGCCAUUCCCCUCUGUAUCCUACCGGCUUCCGGACUCUGGAGUUCCGGUAUGCCCUUUUGCAUGUUGGUUAUCAUGAUCCACAUGCAGCCGACUUCUGUACUGUCGUCGUCGUCGUCGUCGUCGUCGUCGUCGUCGUUAUCAACAUUAUGGCACUACUACUACUGCCAUAGCCGUUGUCACGACGAUUACCUCUCGGCGUCUUCUUGCUAACCUCUCGGCGUCUUAUCAUUAACAUCUCGGUAUCUUAUCGCUGACAUGAUUGCUAGUGUGUCACUUCGAUGACUGUGCUGCGCAAUUCCGCUGACGAGGCGUCCCGCGCCAUUAUAAGUCUUUUUAACCAUUUCAUCGCAUCUGGUUCUGAUCAGCAACAGCAGUCUCAUGCUUUAUUCCAGCGUGGUCCUACCGAAGAACCGGAAGGCCCUAAAAGGCGAGCUAGACGCCCAAAGCGCGAUCCCGCUAUGCCAAAGAGACCAAUGACUGCCUACUUGUUGUUCUGCCAUCAGGGUAGGGAUACUGUUAAGGCGGAUCUCGGCCCUGAUGCAACCCACAAGGAUGUUUUGGCGGAACUUACCAAGCGUUGGUCUGAUACUCCGGAUGAUCAGAAAAAGGUAUGUGGAAUCAUGAAUCCAUACUGAGUCUAAUGGAUUGGCUAAUAUUUAUUGAUGCAUUGGGUAGGCCUGGCAGGAUCUGUAUCAGAAAAAUCGUGAAGUGUACGCAAAGGAUAUGGCCUUGUAUAAGGCCGCAAAGGAGCUUGCAUCGGGCGAAUCUUCAGCCGUGGGUUUCACCGCCGUCAAUACUGAGCUCGAAAACCCUCAGGAAUCGGAUGCCGAAAGCGAUAAGGUCGUCGAUGAGAAUGGAGAAUCGGAAGCCGAGGUUGGUGUCGAAGAUGAAGAGGAAGAGGAAGAGGAAGAGGAAGUUAGAUCUCCGACUCCUCCACCUCGCAAGAAGACCACCCCCAGGGGAAAGAAGGCUACCGCUACCAAUGGUAACCUUAGAGGUACCCUUAACUCUGUCGCCGUCGCUCCACCCGCAUCCGCCAUCGUCGAUGGUAAAGCCAAUGAGCCGGCGAAGAGAAAGCGCGCCAGCCGCAAGAAGGUUAUAGAGGAGGAACCCAUUGACGAGGUUGCUCCUAGGAAGAAGGCGACUCGCAAGAGGAGAAAGAGCUCUGAUUAGGACUUUUUCGUAGUCAAGUGAUAUUGACACUUGGUGUGGUCACUGAUAAGUCCUUCACUUUUUUUUUCCCCUUGACAUUUCCUUUUCCUUCGAUUUUCUCUCCUUGCAGCCUCUCGGCUAUAUAUCAAAAAAAUCGAAAAAUAAAAAUUCUGCUCAUGAACGGAUUUUUUAUUUUUAUGAUACCUAUGUUUGUUUGUUUUGUUCCUUACUUUUCCGCUUUGUAUCGCGAAUAUUCCACCUACUCCUCGUCAUGUGUCAGUGUUUGAUUUUUCAUUUCUUUGGGGAAUGUCAUGACGCUUUUUAGCUAUCUGUUUCCAUUCUGUCCCUUUCAACACGUUACACCUAUCUUCUCCCACUACUCUGUUUCUUUCCGCUUAAAUCUGCGCAACUCGGUUUCCUGGAGUUGCAUAAAGUGGACUGGAGUGGUGCAUUUGCCCUAUAAUGACUUGUUUCCCCUUUCUCUUUCCUAUUUUUUUACUUUAAUAACGUGGUGUAGAAAAAAUCUGGCAGGAGGCUGGGAGGUGGUUCUUAUUUUGUUUUGUCAUUUCUCUCUUUUUUUCCUUUUUCCUUUUCCUUGCUUCUCCGGCUUUGGGAAGGAUGCGUGAGUGGUAUUAUAUAUCAUGAUGGGAUAGGAUAAAAUACCGGAGCAGGGUGAUUUCUUUUGUAUUGGGGAGAAAAAAGGGUAAUGGUGCUGUGUGUAGUAGUAUGCGAUGGAUGGCAAGCUUGUAGGGGGAAUAAAUGGCGGCGGAUAUCAUAGUAACUUUUUCGG
Messenger RNA from Tuber aestivum (summer truffle), 3219 nucleotides. NCBI's taxonomy places the organism in Eukaryota, Fungi, Ascomycota, Pezizomycetes, Pezizales, Tuberaceae. The record is from the annotation of a GenBank genome assembly.